Neoarius graeffei (lesser salmon catfish) is the source of this 2208-nucleotide messenger RNA. It is a transcript of the gene rfx4, whose product is annotated as regulatory factor X, 4. Gene Ontology annotation, molecular function: DNA-binding transcription factor activity, RNA polymerase II-specific; RNA polymerase II cis-regulatory region sequence-specific DNA binding. The record is from RefSeq and is a predicted model, not a curated record. The coding region runs from base 1 to 2208 and encodes 735 amino acids. The transcript is spliced from 18 exons. Gene Ontology annotation, biological process: regulation of transcription by RNA polymerase II. NCBI's taxonomy places the organism in Eukaryota, Metazoa, Chordata, Actinopteri, Siluriformes, Ariidae.
AUGCACUGUGGGCUGCUCGAAGAGCCUGAUAUGGAAUCCACAGAGAGCUGGAUUGAAAGGUGCCUGAAUGAAAGCGAGAGCAAACCCUAUUCCAGCCACACAUCCCUGGGGAACAUGUCCACAGAUGAAAACGAAGAGAAGGAAAAUAACCGGGCAUCUAAACGUCAUUCCACACCUGCAACUUUACAAUGGUUGGAGGAGAACUAUGAGAUUGCUGAGGGUGUGUGUGUCCCUCGCAGUGCACUUUACAUGCACUAUCUAGACUUCUGUGAGAAGCAUGGCACUCAGCCUGUCAAUGCUGCCAGUUUUGGGAAGAUAAUAAGACAGCAGUUUCCUCAGUUAACGACACGAAGGCUGGGAACCAGGGGCCAAUCAAAGUACCACUACUAUGGCCUAGCAGUGAAGGAGAGCUCACAGUACUAUGAUGUGAUGUACUCCAAGAAGGGUGGCGCCUGGGUAAACGAGACAGGCAAGAAAGAGGUUACCAAGCAGACAGUGGCGUAUUCACCCCGCUCCAAACUGGGCACUCUGCUGCCAGAAUUUCCAAAUGUCAAAGACCUAAAUCUGCCUGCCAUUCUGCCAGAACAGAAGGUUUCAACGUUUAUCAUGAUGUACAGAACUCACUGCCAGAGAAUACUAGACACCGUCAUACGAGCCAAUUUUGAUGAGGUCCAGAGCUUCCUGUUGCAUUUUUGGCAAGGCAUGCCUCCACACAUGCUGCCUGUCUUGGGCUCAUCUACUGUAGUAAACAUUGUAGGUGUGUGUGACUCCAUCUUAUACAAAGCCAUUUCAGGAGUCCUCAUGCCCACAGUCCUGCAGGCCCUGCCUGAUAGCCUGACUCAGGUCAUCAGGAAAUUUGCUAAACAGCUUGAUGAGUGGUUGAGGGUGGCUCUGCACGAUCUGCCCGAGAACCUGCGCAACAUCAAGUUUGAAUUGUCUAGAAGAUUCUCCCAGAUCCUUAAGCGGCAAACGUCAUUAAAUCAUCUUUGUCAGGCGUCACGGACUGUGAUCCACAGUGCAGAUAUCACCUUUCAGAUGCUGGAGGACUGGAGGAAUGUAGAUCUGAACAGCAUCACUAAGCAGACACUUUACACGAUGGAGGACUCGCGGGAGGACCAGAGACGACUCAUAAUCCAAUUGUAUCAGGAGUUUGACCGGCUUCUAGAGGAUCAGUCUCCCAUUGAAGCAUACAUCGAGUGGCUGGACUCUAUGGUGGACAGAUGUGUUGUACGGGUGGCAGGGAAGAGACCUGGAUCCUUGAAGAAGGUUGCUCAGCAGUUUCUUCUCAUGUGGUCCUGUUUUGGGACAAGAGUGAUCCGGGACAUGACGCUGCACAGCGCCCCCAGCUUCGGCUCAUUCCACUUGAUUCAUCUGAUGUUUGAUGACUAUGUGCUGUACUUGCUGGAGUCACUGCACUGCCAGGAAAGAGCCAAUGAGCUGAUGAGAGCCAUGAAGGGAGAGGGAACGACAGCAGACAGUAGUGAGGAUAUGAUGCUAAAUGAGAGCACCUCCGUGUCCCCUGAACCCUACUCUCCUGCAAAGUCAGUGCCUUCAGUGGGAACGGUACCAGUAGCCACCAGCACCCCAACAUCAGCCCAGUCCCCAGAAUACAACAGUGUGUCUAUUACCUCAGGAGCUCUUCAGUCAUAUACAUGGUCCCUUACAUACACAGUGACCACGUCAGGAGGCAAUCCCCCCGACGGAGGAUCCCAGCUGUCCUGUAUGCGUAGCAGCGCCCCAGUGCACCCUACCUCGUCUGCACACCGGAUGCAAGUCUACCCAUACAGAGACGAGCAUGGCUACACGGGAAGCUACAACUACAGCAGCUACACAAACCAGCAUCAUCAUGCCAUUCAGAGCCAGUAUCCAAGUCUGCCCCAUGAUGCAGGCCUCCCCACCCCACUGCACUAUUCCUCUUACCACCGUUCCUCUGCACAGUACUCACUGAACAGCCCAAUGUCCCGCAUGGAGCCAUGUCUGAUGGGUGGUACUCCUCGGCUGCAUGCAACCCCAAUGACCCCCCGCUGGCCAGAUGUUCCCUCAGCCAACAGCUACUCCAGCACUCCUAUGCACUCAACACGCUAUGCCUCUACAGGGGACAUGUACUCCUCUUUAACACCACGAAGGAACUCUGAAUAUGAGCAUGCACAACACUUUCCUGGCUUUGCCUAUAUUAGUGGGGAAGCUACUACAGGGUGGGCCAAAUAG